Mirounga angustirostris (Northern elephant seal) is the source of this 4252-nucleotide messenger RNA. It is a transcript of the gene DHCR24, whose product is annotated as 24-dehydrocholesterol reductase. The record is from RefSeq and is a predicted model, not a curated record. Gene Ontology annotation, biological process: steroid metabolic process. The transcript has 9 exons. Bases 123 to 1673 code for a protein of 516 amino acids. NCBI's taxonomy places the organism in Eukaryota, Metazoa, Chordata, Mammalia, Carnivora, Phocidae. Gene Ontology annotation, cellular component: membrane; cytoplasm. Gene Ontology annotation, molecular function: FAD binding; Delta24(24-1) sterol reductase activity.
CCCCGACUCCCCGGGAGCGGCCGGCGGGCGGCGCGGGCGCAGGCGGGCGCGGAGCGGGUGGCGGUGACAGGCGGCGCGAGCCGGCACCCCCCUCCCCCGCGCGGCGCGCCGCCGGCCCCACCAUGGAGCCCGCCGUGUCGCUGGCCGUGUGCGCGCUGCUCUUCUUGCUCUGGGUCCGCGUGAAAGGGCUGGAGUUCGUGCUCAUCCACCAGCGCUGGGUGUUCGUGUGCCUCUUCCUCCUGCCGCUCUCGCUGAUCUUCGACAUCUACUACUACGUGCGUGCCUGGGUGGUGUUCAAGCUCAGCAGCGCGCCUCGGCUGCACGGGCAGCGCGUGCGGGACAUCCAGAAGCAGGUGCGGGAAUGGAAGGAGCAGGGCAGCAAGACUUUCAUGUGCACGGGACGCCCUGGCUGGCUCACUGUCUCGCUGCGGGUUGGGAAGUACAAGAAGACACACAAAAACAUCAUGAUCAACCUGAUGGACAUUCUGGAGGUGGACACCAAGAAACAGAUUGUCCGUGUGGAGCCCUUGGUGACCAUGGGUCAGGUGACUGCCCUGCUGACCUCCAUUGGCUGGACGCUGCCUGUGUUGCCCGAGCUCGAUGACCUCACAGUGGGGGGCUUGAUCAUGGGCACGGGCAUCGAGUCAUCAUCCCACAAGUAUGGCCUGUUCCAGCACAUCUGCACUGCCUAUGAGCUGGUCCUAGCCGAUGGCAGCUUUGUGCGAUGCACACCGUCGGAAAACUCAGACCUGUUCUACGCUGUGCCGUGGUCCUGUGGGACCCUGGGCUUCCUGGUGGCCGCCGAGAUCCGCAUCAUCCCCGCCAAGAAGUACGUCAGGCUUCGGUUUGAGCCGGUGUGGGGCCUGGAGGCUAUCUGCGACAAGUUCACCCGGGAGUCCCAGCGGCUAGAGAACCACUUCGUGGAAGGGCUGCUGUACUCCCUGGAUGAGGCUGUCAUCAUGACGGGGGUCAUGACAGACCAGGCAGAGCCCAGCAAGCUGAAUAGCAUUGGCAACUACUACAAGCCCUGGUUCUUCAAGCACGUGGAGAACUACCUGAAGACAAAGCGGGAGGGCCUGGAGUACAUUCCCCUGAGACAUUACUACCACCGCCACACGCGCAGCAUCUUCUGGGAGCUCCAGGACAUCAUCCCCUUUGGCAACAACCCCAUCUUCCGCUACCUCUUUGGUUGGAUGGUGCCUCCCAAGAUCUCCCUCCUGAAGCUGACCCAGGGCGAGACCCUGCGCAAGCUGUACGAGCAGCACCACGUGGUGCAGGACAUGCUGGUGCCCAUGAAGUGCCUGUCGCAGGCAGUGCACACCUUCCACAACGACAUCCAUGUCUACCCCAUCUGGCUGUGCCCGUUCAUCCUGCCCAGCCAGCCGGGCCUGGUGCACCCCAAGGGAGAUGAGGCCGAGCUCUAUGUUGACAUUGGAGCAUAUGGGGAGCCACGCGUGAAGCACUUUGAAGCCAGGUCGUGCAUGCGGCAGUUGGAGAAGUUCGUCCGAAGCGUGCAUGGGUUCCAGAUGCUGUAUGCCGACUGCUACAUGAGCCGGGAGGAGUUCUGGGAGAUGUUCGAUGGCUCCCUGUACCACAGGCUGCGGGAGCGGCUCGGUUGCCAGGACGCCUUCCCUGAGGUGUACGACAAGAUCUGCAAGGCUGCCAGGCACUGAGCGUGGGCCCGCCCGGAAAGAGACAGACAUGUGGGUGGGCCCUGUCCCCAGGUCCAGGAGGCAUCUUCUCUUCACUCAAGCUUGACUGCUCUCCCAGAUCCACGCUUCCAGAAAGAACCCCCUCCAGAAAUCCCACACGGACUGCCCCGAUGGCUAGCUCUGGCUCCCAGAGGCAGCCGAGUGGAGGGCAAAGGAUGUGGGCUCUGGAGUCAGACGUACCUGAGUCCCAUUCCCAGUUCAGCCCCUCGUGAGCUGUGUGACUCUGGGCGAGUCACUCAGCCCUUCUGGACCCAGCUGUCCACCUGGUGAAGGGGGUCACAGUGCCUGCCCUCAGGCCGUGGGCAUCGGGGUCCGGCGGCGGUCUGGCGGCAGGUGCUGAGGGCCGUAGCUAUGCUGACUCUGGCUUCCCGCUCAGCACCGAGUCCAGGAAGGCCCCACGUGAGGUCACCUGGGCGCAGUUCUGGCUGGAAGGGUGAGGGGAUGCUCCAGCGUCGCACCCACCAUUGCUUCAGUUGGCCAGACACACCCCUCACAGACAGACAGAAGGAAGGUUCCUCUCCCUCCCCAGGGUCUCCGGAGGGCAACAGAUGGGGCAGGCAGGCCCAAGACGUGCUGUGCCAAAGCCAGGUCCCAGUCCAAAGUUCCCUGUGCCGUCCUUGGUGACGCCCUGCCCCUUCCUCCUUCCGGCCCACCGCAGCCAUCACCCAUGUCUCAGAGAGGACCGGGUCCUCGAAGACACUUCAUGGCUGCCUCCUGUCCCAGCCCAGGCGGUGUGGCUCCCGCUCUGACCUAGGGCUGGAGCACCUGCGCCCAUCCUUGGCUCCCCGACCCUCCGUGCCUCUUUUGGGCCCCAGAGCCUGCCUAGUCACGGGGGCGGGGGCUGCAUCUAUACUGCUCUGCAGCCUGGGGUGGGGGGUGGGGGGGUGGACCCCACCAAGCAGGAAGAUGGAGGUUCAGUGCGGAGUCUCACUGUGGGGCCCCAAGGAAAGACCAUCAGCUUGAUUUCUCCAACCACUCCUCCCUUCGUUCGCCCCCGCCCAUAGCUGUAGUUAAUUUCAGUGCCUUACAAAUCCUAAGCUCAGAGAAAAUUAGCCCCAUUUCCCUUCCAGAAGGAAAGGAGCCUCCCUAGGUCCUUCCUGACUUGUUAAAAGCCUAGUUGGUUAUGCAGCUCCAUCUGAAGAACGUCCCCAGCUGAGGACCCAGCCUCUGAGAACGAAGCGUGUCGUGUAGGGAGCUGGGAUGGAGUGAACCGUGCCAGGCAGUGACCUGCUGAAAGCAAGAGUGAGCACUGCACUAGGAGACAGAAGCUGGCUCUCAGGCCCUGCUGGCUUAUCAGCAAGCCGUGUGACCGUGGGCGAGUCAUCUGGCCCUGGAGCUGCGGCCCCUCACCUCCCCAGGCCUUUCCGCUGUGGGAGCACAUGACUGUCCUGGACCGUGUGCUUGCAGUGCCGCUCAAGGCCAAACCAAACCUAAACCCUCCACGUGGGCGCUGUAAGGUCCUUCCUUCAGACCAAGGCCAGCUCUCCUGUCACUCAGAGAAGCGCACCUAUGGCACGCAGGGAAGGGUCUGCGUCUUGUCACUGCAGGUUGCCAGAAGCCCGAUGGAGCCAGGCUUUCCCCGGGGGAUGCUCAGCUAUCCCCCUGCAGCCUCGGCCCACUGCCAGGUGUCCUCGCAUGGUCCCAUGAGUGCUGGGCGCGUUUGUGACCCUCAGGAGACAAAGGCACCCCCCCCUCCCCUUACCCAUUUGGCCUCUGGAGGGGGCAUGAGAAAAAUAAGAAACCUCAUUCUCCAGCUUGUCUGCAGAGCACAUGAAUUCUGGCCUUUGCCCUCCUGGUGGGCGCCUGCGUUUCCCGCUCGAUGCUAAACUGAUGAUCCUACUUCUUGUGGAGGAAUGGUUAGCCCGAGCAGAGGGGCCCGGCCAAGAAGGCCCUGGCGUCCCACCAGAGGGGCCUCCAGCCUUAAGCCGCCGGGAGGGUAGCCAGAGAUGCUAGUGGCCUCUACCGCCCUUAGUCCUAGAAAAACCAAAAUCCUGCCCUUCACAGACCUCACCCGGAAACGGGGGCUCGGAAGGGAGGGUCUCGGGAUCAUAGCAGCCUCAGGUUUACGUUCUGCUCCCAUCAUAAUGGUGACUUGCAAGCAUGGCAGGCCGCGCGACCGGCUUUUUCCCCUUAGCCAGCCCCAUCCCUGUCCAUCCAUGUGGUGGUUUCAGGGGGAGUGAAACUUGGCACUGGGGUGAGUGUGUGUGCAAAGUAAAGGGAUAGGCCUUUCCCUUCUAGAGCCCCGAGUUUCUUGGCUGCACGAAGGUUUUCUGUAGAAUCCGAGUUGCAGCCAGUUUCUUUGGCUGGAAGGUUGCAUCAUUUCAUUAGCUGUUACAGAAGGGGAAGGGGUGGGGGAUGCGUGCGGCAGUGCAUGGUGUGUGGUUUUUAUUUUUCCCAUGACCGCGGGGACCAAGGAGAAAGGCCCGAGUGUCCCCGAGCAGGCUCUUCCAGCCGCAAGAGCUGUGCUUGCUGUCGGACACACUUCAUGUCCCCGUGGCUGCGUGGCCGCUGCUUCUAUACAAAUAAAAGUGUGACCUGGA